GGCUAACUGGCUCCCUCUGCUGCCCAGUCGUGCCGCCAGCGGGCUGAGGGAAGGGAGUGGGUAGCCGGCCCGAGCACAGGCGACGGGGGACUGAAGAGCGCGCCGCCCUCCCGUCUCACUUCCCAGGUUGUGAACCUGUCAAAUUAAAUCUGCCAAGAUGAUCUGGUAUACUUUAAUUGUUGGGAUUUUACUUCCUCGGUCUUUGGCUCAUCCAGGCUUUUUUACUUCUAUUGGUCAGAUGACUGAUUUAAUCUACACUGAGAAAGAUCUGGUGACCUCCCUGAAAGACUAUAUUAAGGCAGAAGAGGACAAGUUAGAACAAAUAAAAAAAUGGUCAGAGAAGUUGGAUCGGUUAACCAGCACAGCGACAAAAGAUCCAGAGGGCUUUGUUGGACACCCUGUGAAUGCAUUCAAGUUAAUGAAACGUCUGAACACUGAGUGGAGUGAGUUGGAGAAUCUGGUCCUUAAGGAUAUGUCAGAUGGGUUUAUCUCUAACCUAACCAUUCAGAGACAGUACUUCCCUAAUGACGAAGAUCAAAUUGGGGCAGCUAAAGCUUUGUUGCGUCUCCAGGACACCUACAAUUUGGAUACAGAUACCAUCUCAAAGGGUAAUCUUCCAGGAGUAAAACACCAGUCUUUUCUAACAGUUGAUGACUGCUUUGAGUUGGGCAAAGUGGCCUAUACAGAAGCAGAUUAUUACCAUACUGAACUGUGGAUGGAACAAGCACUAAAGCAGCUGGAUGAAGGCGAGGUUUCUACUAUUGAUAAAGUCUCUGUUCUAGAUUAUUUGAGCUAUGCUGUAUACCAGCAGGGAGACCUGGAUAAGGCGCUUUUGCUCACAAAGAAGCUUCUUGAACUAGAUCCUGAACAUCAGAGAGCCAAUGGUAACUUAAAAUAUUUUGAGUAUAUAAUGACUAAAGAAAAAGAUUCCAAUAAGUCUACUUCAGAUGACCAAUCUGAUCAGAAAACCACACUGAAGAAAAAAGGAGUUGCUGUGGAUUACCUGCCAGAGAGACAGAAGUACGAAAUGCUGUGCCGUGGGGAGGGUAUCAAAAUGACUCCUCGGAGACAGAAAAAACUCUUUUGCCGCUACCAUGAUGGAAACCGGAAUCCUAAAUUUAUUCUCGCCCCAGCCAAGCAGGAGGAUGAGUGGGACAAACCUCGUAUUGUUCGCUUCCAUGAUAUUAUUUCUGAUGCAGAAAUUGAAGUUGUCAAAGAUCUAGCAAAACCAAGGCUAAGCCGAGCUACAGUACAUGACCCCGAGACUGGAAAAUUGACCACAGCCCAAUACAGAGUAUCUAAGAGUGCCUGGCUGUCUGGCUAUGAAAAUCCUGUGGUGUCUCGAAUUAAUAUGAGAAUACAAGAUCUAACAGGACUCGAUGUUUCCACAGCAGAGGAAUUACAGGUAGCAAAUUAUGGAGUUGGAGGACAGUAUGAACCACAUUUUGACUUUGCACGGAAAGAUGAGCCAGAUGCUUUCAAAGAGCUGGGAACAGGAAAUAGAAUUGCUACAUGGCUGUUUUACAUGAGUGACGUGUCAGCUGGAGGAGCCACUGUUUUUCCUGACGUAGGAGCUAGUGUUUGGCCCAAAAAGGGAACUGCUGUUUUCUGGUAUAAUCUGUUUGCCAGUGGAGAAGGAGAUUAUAGUACACGGCAUGCAGCCUGUCCAGUGCUAGUUGGAAACAAAUGGGUAUCCAAUAAAUGGCUCCAUGAACGUGGACAAGAAUUUCGAAGACCAUGCACCUUGUCAGAAUUGGAAUGACAAACAGGCUUCCCUUCCUCUCCUGUUGUGCUGUAAUGUGUCUGAUACACACAGUUCCCAGUCUUGACUUUCAAGAGUUUACAAUUGACUAACACUCCAUGAUCCAUUCAGUCAUGAACCUCAUCCCAUGUUUCAUCUGUGGACAAUCACUAACUUGUAGUGGUUUUUCUUUUAAAGGAAACACUAAAUCACUACAUACUUUGUACAUUUAAAACCUUAAAGUUCAGAGGGUAUCACAGAGGACAAAACAAGUCAGGGUUAAAAAUGAGGAAUUUUUACUUUUAUGUUUUAUUUUAAAGAAUUUUUUGAUUGGAUAAAAAAACACAAUUAAGCAUCCAGUUGUAUUAUUUCACUACAUCUCGGUGGUGGUAGGCUAAGAGUGGGACAGGUGAUUAGAAAACAGAUGCCUUGCAGUAUGUACCUAGGUAUUAUGUUUACCUAGUCUUACUCUCUGUUUAUUUUCUGAAUCUGUUGAAAGUUAGUAAUAAACUAGGACUCUAAUAUCGAUUCCAUACAACGUUUGCCCCUCCAUACACUAUUCUAAGUUGAUUUUUUUCUCCCAAGCCCUUUCUGAAAAAAGGAUUUAUCAGUCCCUAUCUUCUCUCAUAGCUCCUCUGUGGUGAAUUAAAUCUUUUUUUUUUU
Trichechus manatus latirostris (Florida manatee) is the source of this 2404-nucleotide messenger RNA. RefSeq names its product prolyl 4-hydroxylase subunit alpha 1 (gene P4HA1). The coding region runs from base 158 to 1762 and encodes 534 amino acids. Gene Ontology annotation, cellular component: endoplasmic reticulum. Lineage: Eukaryota; Metazoa; Chordata; Mammalia; Sirenia; Trichechidae. Gene Ontology annotation, molecular function: protein binding; iron ion binding; procollagen-proline 4-dioxygenase activity. Gene Ontology annotation, biological process: peptidyl-proline hydroxylation to 4-hydroxy-L-proline. The record is from RefSeq and is a predicted model, not a curated record. The transcript is spliced from 15 exons.